UUACGCGCGCAGUUUUAACAUGAGUACCGCGGACGAGACGUGGAGAUUGUUAUUUCCAAUAUGUAUCAACGCGAUAAUGUCUGUGAUCGCGUUCGUUUCGACCGUGUGUUUGAUUCCCAAGAUAAAAUCCAUAUUCGUCAAAGCUAACCUCUAUGGCAUCGACAUGAGCAAAAGGAGCUACGAAAAAGUGCCAGAGGCGAUAGGUGUUUUUACCGGUUGCAUAUUUCUUGUAACAAUGUUCCUAUUUAUCCCUGUACCGUUCACAGAUUAUAUAUUGAAGAACGAAAACUUUCCACAUGACAAGUUUGUUGAAUUCUUGGCGGCAUUAUUGUCUAUAUGUUGCAUGCUACUGUUGGGUUUUGCUGAUGAUGUUUUGGACUUGCGAUGGCGGCACAAAUUACUUCUACCCACUGUAGCAUCUUUGCCACUGCUAAUGGUUUAUUAUGUUAACUUCAAUUCCACAAUAAUCAUCAUACCAAAACCACUGAGACAGUGGUUCGGUUUCUCGAUGGAUUUAUGGAUACUUUAUUACGUAUACAUGGGAAUGUUGGCAGUGUUCUGUACAAAUGCUAUAAACAUAUUAGCUGGGAUAAACGGCCUGGAAGUUGGGCAGAGUUUAAUAAUUGCUACGAGUAUUCUCAUCUUCAACGUUGUAGAAUUAUUUGGCAGUCAAUGGAAGGCACAUCAGUUUUCAACAUACUUUAUGUUGCCAUACAUAGCCACCUCUCUUGCAUUGUUCAAAUUCAAUUGGUACCCAUCGCAAGUUUUCGUGGGUGAUACGUUUUGCUAUUUAUCGGGGAUGACUUUCGCUGUCGUCGGUAUUAUAGGCCACUUCAGUAAAACCACGUUGCUUUUCUUCAUUCCGCAAAUCGUCAAUUUUUUAUAUAGCGUGCCGCAACUUUUUCAUUUUGUGCCGUGUCCUAGGCAUAGAUUACCAAAGUAUAACAAGGAAACAGAUCUAUUGGAGCCUAGUGUAACAAUCUUCCACAAGUCAGAACUCAACGUAAUUGGAAAGCUAUUACUGUGGAUAUUGAAAACAUUCAGGUUGGUAAAGUGGCAAGAAGAUGGAGAGGGAGUCGUAAUUUGCAAUAAUUUGACUUUGAUUAAUUUUGUGCUCAUCAAUAUUGGUCCAUUGAGAGAACCAACGCUCACGACAAUUCUACUAAUGAUUCAGGUUGCUAGCAGUAUAGCAGCAUUUAUCAUUAGAUAUCCUCUUGCUUCCAUAUUUUAUGACGUUUAAAUAAGCGCGAGAACGCGAUUUUUUUUUUUUGUAAAAUGUGCGAUGUAUAUAAUAUUUGAAACAUGAAAAUUACAUAAAUGAGACCACUAUUAUUAUUUUAGCAACUAUUAGAAAUAGAGGUUUAUUAAGACGUACAAUUAUAAUUUCAAAUCACAAAUUUAUUAUAGUUAUUGUACACAUCACAUGAUCAAUAUGACCACGAUGUUUUUACCUCCUUAUUGUAGAAUUUUGUAGAAUGGUCGUUUAAAACUUUCUGCGUUUUCUUGUAUCAAAUUAUACAUGAUGUGUUAUUUUGUAUACCAAAGCAUUCUACGAACCAUCAAUAUAUUAUAAUGCAUUAUUUUUUAUAGAAUAAAAUAAGGUAUAUAUAUAUAUAAACGUAGUGUAUGCUUUCACAAGUAUAACUUUCUUAUUACGCAAAUAUUAUAAACUGUUAGCACAUCUGCUAACAAUUAUUUUUUAUGUAUUAUGUACUCAGCGUGAUGACGACAUUGUGUCACUUGAUCGUAUAUAACUUGCUUAAAAACUUGAUUACUGUCUGAUGUGGUUUUUUAUAUACAGAAUAAUACAAAAGAUAAUUUCAUACUUGUAGUAGGCUAUUACUGUGCUUUUUAUAUUAUAUAAAAUAUUCCAUAUAUAUAUAUAUAUACAUAUACAUAUAUAUAUAUAUAUAUAUCGAGCAACAGUAUCAACACUAUAUAUUUUACGUAUUAAUUAACAUUUUAUACCGAAUUCGAUUGCUUGCACUAAUGCACACUAAGGCCUAUUUAUAGUCUGUUACUAUAUUUAACGAUUAUCUUAAGUAUAUUUUAAAAUACUUUGAACCAAUAAUAUGAUACGUACAAUAUCCGUACGUAUCAUCUUAUUAGCUAAGUUUUUAAAUAUGUAUUUAAAGCACGAUCUCAAAUAUAAAAAUGUGCUGUAAACAAGCACGCACUCUAUGCGUACUAGUGCAAAGCUAUCGAAUUCGCUAUUAGGUUAAAAAAAAUCAAAAAUCAUGAUUAUAAACAUAACCAAAAGAUAUAUCAGACCUGCACAGACAUAAAACAUAAGAUCUCGUUAGUGUCUACAAUAGGUACUUUACGCCUUAAGAUCUACAAUAGGUACUUUAAGCCUUAAAAUACCUAUUGAAUCGACACUUAAGACAGUCGUUAAAACAAUAAUGUAUAAAUUUCAUCG
Messenger RNA from Dinoponera quadriceps, 2419 nucleotides. RefSeq names its product UDP-N-acetylglucosamine--dolichyl-phosphate N-acetylglucosaminephosphotransferase (gene Alg7). Gene Ontology annotation, cellular component: membrane. Lineage: Eukaryota; Metazoa; Arthropoda; Insecta; Hymenoptera; Formicidae. The transcript is spliced from 7 exons. Gene Ontology annotation, molecular function: UDP-N-acetylglucosamine-dolichyl-phosphate N-acetylglucosaminephosphotransferase activity. Bases 20 to 1240 code for a protein of 406 amino acids. Gene Ontology annotation, biological process: protein N-linked glycosylation; dolichol-linked oligosaccharide biosynthetic process. The record is from RefSeq and is a predicted model, not a curated record.